CUCUAUUUCCCAGUAGGCUCUGUGGGAUAUGCGAGGCCAAGUGCUUCCGGUGUCAGGCAGUGACGCUAUGGUAAACAGAUCUUGUAGCCGUGGCAGCAGCCGAGGGGAGCGAGUUACGUACGGAGUGCUGUUAACUGGAGGAAGAAGCUGCCUGCCAACGUCACCCUCGGCCGCAGAGCGCCGGCAGAAUGAGGGUGAAUUUCCAGUUUCCUUCUCGGAACUGAGGCAUCCUUUCAGUGACCUGUGUCCAUGCUGCCUUCUCUGCUUGGAAUGCCUUUCCCUGGCCACCUUACUUGCUGAACUAUGUGCUCCUCCAGGGCGGGCACCAUGUUGCAUUCAGCUCUGUACCCCCAGCAUCUAGCAGUCUUGGCAUGUAGUAGGCACUCAAGAAAUGUGUGUUGAAUGAACGAUGCCUGUGACAAGCAACUGGACUUUAUUCUUUCCUGACCCUUGCUCCUAUGGCACACCUCUUCUGCCACUGUCACCCCUUCAGAACAGAACUUCUCUAGGGAACCUGGAAGGGAAACAGCUAUGGCCAAGGACAUCCUGGGUGAAGCAGGGCUGCACUUUGAUGAGCUGAACAAGUUGCGGGUGUUGGACCCCGAGGUAACCCAGCAGACCAUAGAGCUCAAGGAAGAGUGCAAGGAGUUUGUGGACAAAAUUGGCCAGUUUCAGAAAAUAGUUGGUGGUCUAAUUGAGCUUGUUGACCAACUUGCAAAAGAAGCAGAAAAUGAAAAAAUGAAGGCCAUUGGUGCUCGGAACUUGCUCAAAUCCAUAGCAAAGCAGAGAGAAGCCCAACAGCAGCAACUUCAAGCACUGAUAGCAGAAAAGAAAAUGCAGCUAGAAAGGGCCUGCUUUCUGAGAAAAAAGGAGAUUUUUCCCAUCAUUUACCAACCUUUGAAGAAGGCAUAUGUUGCAGCGGGAAAGAAGGGCAGCUGAAACAAAAGCUCACAAAACACGAAGGACUGGAACCACACUGGGGUGCUCUGUAUCAGAGGGUCUUUGAACUCUUCAGCAUACCAAGCCAGCAGGUUUCUGAGCUGAAAACAAGAUGAUAAUCAUGGGAAAUUACAGCACCUGGCUUGAUCAGGUUCAGCAUCUUCAGGUCAUUUAGGGAUAACUGGUAGUCUUUUACUGUCCAGUCCUUUUGGCGGCAGGUGGCAUACCAGCUGGCUUCUGUAUCAUAGUCUAGAUUAAAAACUCACUAGCUCUAACUCAAA
Ictidomys tridecemlineatus (thirteen-lined ground squirrel) is the source of this 1220-nucleotide messenger RNA. The record is from RefSeq and is a predicted model, not a curated record. NCBI's taxonomy places the organism in Eukaryota, Metazoa, Chordata, Mammalia, Rodentia, Sciuridae.